Trematomus bernacchii (emerald rockcod) is the source of this 2153-nucleotide messenger RNA. RefSeq names its product serine/threonine-protein kinase MAK-like. Gene Ontology annotation, molecular function: protein serine/threonine kinase activity; ATP binding. Lineage: Eukaryota; Metazoa; Chordata; Actinopteri; Perciformes; Nototheniidae. The transcript has 16 exons. Gene Ontology annotation, biological process: intraciliary transport; cilium assembly; intracellular signal transduction. The record is from RefSeq and is a predicted model, not a curated record. Gene Ontology annotation, cellular component: cytoplasm; cilium; nucleus. Bases 69 to 2042 code for a protein of 657 amino acids.
ACCUCCAUCAGCACGGAAAUGCCUCCCAUGGCUCCUCGCUGAAGGAGAGGCAGGGCUCUCUGUGGACGAUGAACCGCUACACCACGCUGAGGCAGCUGGGGGACGGCACGUACGGCAGCGUGCUCCUGGGGAAGAGCAACGACACGGGGGAGAUGGUGGCCAUUAAGAGAAUGAAGAGGAAGUUUUAUUCGUGGGAUGAGUGCUUGAGUCUAAGAGAGGUUAAGUCACUGAAGAAGCUGAACCAUGCCAAUGUGGUGAAACUGAGGGAAGUGAUCAGAGAAAACGACCACCUCUACUUUGUCUUUGAGUAUAUGAAAGAAAACCUCUAUCAGCUCAUGAAAGAAAGAAACAAGUUGUUCCCUGAGUCACUCGUCAGAAACAUGACAUUUCAGAUAUUACAGGGACUGUCCUUUAUUCAUAAACAUGGGUAUUUCCAUCGGGAUAUGAAGCCGGAGAACUUGCUCUGCAUGGGCCCAGAGCUGGUGAAGAUCGCUGACUUUGGGCUAGCCAGAGAGAUCCGCUCACAGCCACCUUACACUGACUAUGUGUCUACAAGAUGGUACCGGGCCCCGGAGGUUCUGCUAAAGUCUAACUGCUACAGCUCACCCAUCGACAUCUGGGCGGUGGGAUGCAUCAUGGCGGAGCUGUACACUCUCAGACCUCUGUUCCCUGGAAACAGCGAGGUGGACGAGAUCUUCAAGAUCUGUCAGGUGCUGGGAACGCUGAAGAAGCCAGACUGGCCUGAGGGCGUCAAGCUUGCCACCUCGAUGAACUUCCGCUUCCCAAAGUGCGUCCCCACCAGCCUCAGAUCUCUGAUCCCAAACGCCAGCAGCGAGGCGAUCACACUGAUGAGAGACAUGCUGCAGUGGGACCCUGAGAAGAGACCGAGUGCUGUUCAGGCUCUACGGUAUCCAUACUUCCACGUCGGCCCGGCGCUCGGUGCUCCUCUGAAGAGCUCGGAGCAGCACAAGGCUCAGCCAAAGAUGUACGAGUCGUCUUCAGAAACAAAGCCUCUGUCCCUCUGUAAGACGGACCUGGAGUCCAGCGAGCAGAGUAGGACCCAGAGAGGCAGCCAGUCUCUGCACCAGCCUCUUCAGCAGUUACUUCUCCCUCAGAACAACAUGGAGCAAAACCCAAAACAAACGAUGUGUUCUUCCACACUGACACAGGGACAGCAGGAACCCCUCAGCCUGGUGAAAAACAGGCAACCAAUGAGCUAUCAGGCUCCUACAGGAGCAGAGAACAGCAUGAGUGCAGUGAGGACGGGACGCAGACGCUGGGGACAGGCGUCUUACAGAUCUGAGGACAGCUGGAACGACGGAGAGGAGGCAGACGCCGGAGUCUCCAUCUCCAAAAAGCCCACCAUCAGCUCUCUGAAGGACGGGGCAGCAGAGGGGCCCAGCUGUCGGUUGGUAGAGUCGCAGAACAAAACAGAAAGAAAGCUGCCGAGUAACAGCGGGCUGAACCGAGCUGAAUCCUCCACGCUGUCCGCCAAGCAGCACUACCUCCGCCAGUCCAGAUAUCUGCCCGGCAUAAAUCCAAAGAACGGCUCUUUAGCAGAAAGCCCGGUGACCGGCAGAAACCUGUGCGGCGCCUCGGGUUUAACCAGAGAAAAGACGCCAGAGUUUCCUCUAAAUAAAGACAAUAGUCUUCCUAAACUAACAGAUCAGCAGCCUCUUAAAGAAAAGAGUCUGGAGGAUCGUGAUCUUUCUAAAGACUCCUUCCUGAGCAACAAAAACCCGAACCAGACACAGAUGCCCCCUUUUCAGAAGGCUGAACCAGGAUCAGCGAGACAGAGGGUCACACUGGCCCCCAUAGGAGGCAGCUCUGCCAUGGAUCUAAGAGUUGAGUCCAAAAUCAAAUCAUCCAAGAACACGACCUCCUUAAAUAAACUGCUGCCCUCAAACGAAGAGCACGAAGGGUGGAGGAGCCGAUCUCUGAAUCCUCCGAUCUCUGGAUCCAGCGCCUCAGGGUGGAGCUCGACCCUGCAGCCGGUGCACGGACGGGUCGACUGGACCGCCAAAUACAAAGGAAACCAGUAGCACCAGUCCACUCUGCACCACGAAAGACUCAUGAGACCAGUUCCCACUGCACUAGAGCCAGGAAAUACUCUAAAGGAGAAGUGUUGCCUGUUGAUCUGUUACAUUUGCCAC